Betta splendens (Siamese fighting fish) is the source of this 1027-nucleotide messenger RNA. RefSeq names its product calcium homeostasis modulator protein 5-like. The record is from RefSeq and is a predicted model, not a curated record. The transcript is spliced from 2 exons. Gene Ontology annotation, molecular function: monoatomic cation channel activity. Bases 97 to 1026 code for a protein of 309 amino acids. Lineage: Eukaryota; Metazoa; Chordata; Actinopteri; Anabantiformes; Osphronemidae.
GGGUGGAGUAAAGCGGGGCAGCGCCCAGACACGCUGAGCAGAUGCACAUAGUGUUGCAUCGUCACACUGACAGAGUAGAACCUCGACGCCAGCACCAUGGACAACUUCCAGACGGUCCUGCGUUUCUUCAUGAACCAGAAAACCACGAUUGGCUACAGCUUCAUGGCUCUUCUGACCAUAGGAGGGGAACGGAUCUUCUCCAUAAUUUCUUUUCAGUGCCCUUGUAACCCAGACCAGAACUUCGCCUAUGGAAUGACCUUCCUACUGGGCCCAGCUGCAGUGCUACUGAUCUUUGGUCUGAUCCUCAACAACAAGUUGUGGAGGCUCUACACUGGCUGCUGCCUCAACCCCAUGAAGCUCUGCCCCCGUGGGAACUGCUUUGGCUGCACCAGGGUGUCCGUCAGCAUCCUGACAGAGGCCUGUGUGGCCCCUGUGAUGUGGCUGUCUGUGGCUCUGCUUAAUGGCACCUUCUAUGAGUGUGCCGUCAGCGGCCUUGAUGAUAAACUGGUGUUGGAUCUGUUUUGUAAAAACACGACCUGGAUAUGUGAGCAGGAGCUGGCGCGGGUCCCCUGUGGCCGGACCAAGCUGCCUGACAAUGAGCGCAUGGAUCUGCUGCUGAUGUUCAGAGCCCAGUCGCAGGUCCUGGGCUGGUGUAUCAUCAUCACGUCCGUGUUUGUGGGCCUCCUGGCAACAUGCUACAAAAGCUGCCGCUCCAAAGUCAGCUACCUGCAGCUCACCUUCUGGAGGCACUACAUGGACAAGGAGAUGGAGCGCUUCGACGCCUUGGCUGUGGAUUACGCCACCAAACUGGCCGAGAGGAACCUACAGAGUUUCUUUGAGAACAAAGAUCCUGCUCCGUUUCCUUUCCCAAAUCACAAAGCCUGGGAGGAAAUCUCCACACUCUACAGCUUCUCCAGGAGUGAACAGUAUUACAGCACCCUGCAGCGGUACGUGGAGAGGACAGAUCGGGACUUCACACCUGAAAGCAGACUCUUCAUAGAUGACCAUGAAGAAGAAACCGGAUAGA